Messenger RNA from Drosophila kikkawai, 1445 nucleotides. RefSeq names its product zinc finger protein Paris-like. Lineage: Eukaryota; Metazoa; Arthropoda; Insecta; Diptera; Drosophilidae. The record is from RefSeq and is a predicted model, not a curated record. Gene Ontology annotation, cellular component: nucleoplasm; nucleus. Gene Ontology annotation, molecular function: zinc ion binding; RNA polymerase II cis-regulatory region sequence-specific DNA binding; DNA-binding transcription repressor activity, RNA polymerase II-specific. Gene Ontology annotation, biological process: regulation of transcription by RNA polymerase II.
GAGCGGUCACACUAUUCUUCAAUCAACAAAACAAAAUAAAUUUUAUAAUUACUUUUUUCAACAGUAAAUUGCAUCGCCGAAUAAAAUUUAAAAACAUGGAUGGGGAAAUCUGUCGAGUCUGUUUGGAGCCUUCGAAAGGCAUGGCAUGUGUUUUUGAUGUUAUUGGCGUUUUGGAUAGAAGGAUUUCCAUAGCGGCUAUGAUAUCCCAGUGCACUGGAUUUCGUGUUUCUAGAGGGGAUCCUUUUUCCAAAACCAUAUGCUCAUCCUGCCAGCAGGAUGCCAGAAAUGCUUACGAGAUAAAACAACUUUACGAGACGAGCCACAGGGUCUUCUGCCAAAUGGAAAAGGAUAUCAAGGGAGAGGUGGACAUAUCCGGCUACGAGGACACAGAUACGGAAACUGAAAAGGCACCUGAAAAAAUGAAAACUAAUUUUGAGAUAUAUAAAAUAGAGAAAAUAAGAGCAGAUGAUGGCAGAGUGGAAAACGAGCCAGUUGAAGAAGACAUUUCGGAUUAUGAGGUGGAUCUUGACUUGCAAGUCAAAACUGAGGAAUUUCAGGAAUAUUUAACAGAUGAAGAACGUAAUGAUGAUCGUGAGAACACAGCAAAACACCCACACAAGUGUUCUUACUGCCAAAAAUCCUUUUCACAAAAAGGCAAUCUUGAGCUACACAUUCGUACCCACACCGGAGAACGUCCGUACACGUGUUCUUACUGCCAGAAAUCCUUUGCCCUAAAUUGCACCCUUCAGAAACACCUACGGACUCACACAGGCGAACGCCCUUACCAGUGUUCCCGCUGUGAGAAGACCUUCAAGACAAUAGGACCUCUGCAGACCCACAAGCGGACCCAUACAGGAGAACGUCCCUACAAAUGCUCCGAUUGCCCAAAGACCUUUUCACAAAAUCAUCAUCUUCAGGAUCACAUGCGAACGCACACUGGCGAAAAGCCUUACAAGUGUUCCCAGUGCCAGACGUCCUUUUCCCACAAGCAAAGCCUGCAGCGACACAUCAAAGCCCAUGCAGGAGAACGGCCUUACAAGUGUUCUCACAAGUCCUGCAAGAAGUCCUUUUCCCGUAUUGAUAGUCUCCUGGAACAUAACCGAAACCACACAGAAGAGAGGCCUUUCAAGUGCGGACAAUGUCAGCAGGCUUUUAGUUUAAAGCGAUAUCUUCGGUUACAUAUUAAAACGCAUAAAGUGAAUUAAAAAGCAAGGCUUUAAAAAUUGUAAGAUAUGUGAAUAUGUACAUUACAGAAACAAUUUAUUGUAACAGUUUUUUAUAGAUUGGUUAAGGCAUGAUUUUUGUGAAUUAUAAAAACAUUUGAAAUUGUUUUAUUUUUGAUUAUUGAAGAGAAUUGAAACUUUGGUAAAGAAUAAAUAAUUAUUAGGUUUUUAGUAGGCAAAUUUAUGUAGAAAUUGUUUAUUAUGAAUUGCUAACCCGGCUAU